AUGGCCGACGGGAUCCCUCUCGACCCAUGGAAGCAGAUCACGCUGUCCCGCCAGCAAGUCGAGGCGUACCUCACACGGAUUCAGCUCCCUCAGUCAACCAUCGACGAGCGACCGUCCCUCCCUCUCCUCGCCAAACUCAUGCAGAGUCAGCUCGAGAAUAUCCCGAAGGACACGACGCCUAUGCACGUCGAGGACUGGGAGGGACCGAGCAAGCCGAUCAAGCUGUCAAGCGUGCUGAAGAUGCCCGAGGGGGUUGAGGCUUUCGACCGGAUUGUGACGGAGAACAAGGGAGCCUUCUGCUUCGCCGUCAACCCAACUUUCGCCGCAUUCCUCCGCUUCUUCGGCUUCCGCGUGAGCGAACUCGUCGGCCGGACAUUCAAGUCGCUCGGAAACGACCCACGGACGCACCCCGACGGCUGGAAGUGGGGCACGUUGACGCAUGAGCUGAUGGUUGCCGACUGGGAAGGCAGCGACGCGCGAUACCUCGUCGAUGCGGCAUGGGGUCCUUGGGGAUGCCCUGUGCCUGUCAAGCUCUCGAGCGGCGAGACGGUACUCGGCUUGAACGAAUAUGAGGCGUUCAAGAUCGUCAAUGAGGGGCUUCCUCUCAGCCCACACCAGACGCCGCCCAUCGACACAAUGCCAGGCUGGACCUUCUACCGCUUCAUUCCUCCGCCCAACACUCCCCUCUCUCUCCCCAUCACCGACUCGACUCCCGGCUACUGGUCUCCCCAAUUCCAUUUCCACCUCCUCUCCAUCCCGCUCCUCGACUACCGCCUCCUACACCACUUCUCCGCCACCCACGAAGUCGGCAGCUUUUACGCCUUCUGGCUUGUCACGCGUCUAUUACCCGGUACAGGCGGUGCGCGGCGGAGUAUGAUGUUCGCGGAGAAGGAGGGACAGGACGUGCGAAGAGCGAAGGUAUAUACGACAGGCGGACACGAGGGGAAGGGCAGUCUGGAGGGGCGGGAUGUCGAAUGGGUGGACAUGGAGACUGGGCCGAUGCGGGAGUACCUCGAGCGCGAGUUUGGGUACAAGUUCUGA
This is a messenger RNA of Rhodotorula toruloides NP11, 1041 nucleotides long. Its product is annotated as arylamine N-acetyltransferase. The transcript is spliced from 2 exons. NCBI's taxonomy places the organism in Eukaryota, Fungi, Basidiomycota, Microbotryomycetes, Sporidiobolales, Sporidiobolaceae. The coding region runs from base 1 to 1041 and encodes 346 amino acids. The record is from RefSeq and is a predicted model, not a curated record. Gene Ontology annotation, molecular function: acetyltransferase activity.